Gongylonema pulchrum is the source of this 358-nucleotide messenger RNA. NCBI's taxonomy places the organism in Eukaryota, Metazoa, Nematoda, Chromadorea, Rhabditida, Gongylonematidae. The record is from the annotation of a GenBank genome assembly.
AUUCCAAUAUAUCUUCUACCUGAGUUGACCUUCACAUUGCGCAGUACUAUUUCGAAAUUUAUGGAUAACUUUCUAGAGCAAACCACCGAAAGACUGGUCUCUGCCUCCACGCAUAACUGACGAUUCUGUUGCUUACAUCGAAUACACAACCGAUAAGGAAGGAAGCGUUAAAGGCGUAUGCGUAACUCGACAAGCCCUGCUUUCACAUUGCAGGUGUUUAUCGACAGCGAUGGGUUAUUCAAGUUCCGAUACGAUGGUUUCAGUAUUGGACUUUAAACGCGAAGCUGGUCUUUGGCACUCCAUCUUAGCGGUUUGUUUUACUUUUUGUCUUUCUAAAAUAAUGUUUUUGAAAUUUUGA